GGAUGGAUGUCAGUGCCAUAGGGUUAUUGUUCAAGUGCGAUGCUGCCGGGUGUACGUGCUUAUACCAAGUUGUCGCUCACGAGUUAUCAUUGUUGUAAUAAACAUGGCACCGCGCGGUUUGCUGGCGUGGCUCGCCGGCUUCAUAUGCUGCGCUUACGCACGUGAAUGUAUCGAAGUUACCAUAAAAGACAACAUACUGAAAGAAUCGAUCUUCAAUAGGACAUUGUUGAAUGUUGUCAAAAAUGAUAGUUACGAAGAAAGUGUGCGGUUCAAUGUACUGGGACUGUGGGAUAAGUUCCCCAGGAUCAUGGUGCCGGUGAAUGGGACCAGUGAACAGUGUCGGAGGGACAGUCAGCUGUUUUUGGACAGCCUCGACCAGUUGGAGUUGUGGGCGUUGAGAAUGUUUGACGCAACGGCCAAGCCGCCGGCCGGUAUACUGAGCGGGAAUGCCAACCAAUAUGGCGACUUCGACGAAUGCUUGGCGGUCGAUGGGGCGGUGCGUGGCAAAUACUGUUUGGCGUCACUGCAAGUUGACAUCGGUGGAGAUAUGGGAUACGAUUAUUUGGACUAUUUGAUACAUAGUGGCCAUUACCUCAGAAGCAAUGUCACAGAUAUGGGCCACCGCCUUCCAAGGUAUUCAAGUAUUCUAUGGGGUGUCUGCAUUCCGAGCACAUGCAGCAGCUUCGACCUGGAAGACGAGCUGUCCUACAAGCUGUCUCACCUCGGCAUAUCUGUGCGAGUUCAGAACACCAUGUGUACUGUCAAAGAUGUUAAACGCCCAUAUUCUUUUGGGAAAACAUUAUCUAUAACAUUUUUUCUGGCCAUUAUCCUAUUGUUAAGUUUGGGAACAAUGCUGGAUGACGGCAAGGAGGGCGGGACGAACUUCGAGAAACUUCUCAACGCGUUUUCUUUGAAACGCAAUUUGAGGAAAGUAUUCGACUUGUCAGACUCGCCAACAAGAGUUAAAGGAGUCGACGCUUUCAGAGGAUUAAAUGCUUUUGCUCUGCUCCUUGCGCAUAAAUCGAUGGCUAUGGCACACAACCCUUAUGUAAACAAGACAAGCUUUUCUGAGGUAUUCGGAAUGCCGUGGGCAGUCAUCGGUCGGUCAGCUAUAGUAUACACGGACAGCUUCCUUUACCUCAGCGGGUUUCUGAACGCGCACAAUUUGCUUCAAGAACUGGAAAGAAAAGGCACCAUCGACAUGAAGAGCAGAUUGCUAACCAGAUGGUUCAGACUGUUUCCAUUGUUCCUGAGCCUAAUGCUGUUCUGCACGUACAUCCUCCCUGACGUCAACAACGGGCCCCAGUGGAACUUGGUGGUGGAGGAGCACAGCCGAGUCUGUGAGAAGAACAUGUGGAAGAGCUUCCUCUUCAUUCACAACUACUUCGGCUUCGAGGAAAUGUGUCUAACCCACACACACCAGAUCGGCAUGGACAUGCAACUGUACGUGGCGACCCUCCCCCUCAUGCUUGUGCUGUGGAGGUUCCGCACCUUCGGCCUGGCGCUGAUACUGGGCGUGGCCACAGCAUCCACUGCUCUGAGAUAUCUCGCCAUACAGUGGUACGACAUCAGCAUGUUCGUGUAUUAUGGGAUUUCAGUCCAGAAACUGUUAGACGCCGCGAGAUAUUCGUACAUUCUGCCGACACACCGCGCAACUAUAUAUUUAAUUGGAGUGAUUAUGGCAUAUUUCAUGAAGUCCAAACGGUCACACAUUAAUCUCAGUAAUAGCCAAGUGCGACUAGUGUGGGCGGCGUGCUUCGCGCUGGGCGCAUACGCCGUGGCGAGCCCGUACCGGCAGGGGCUGGCGGGGUACCGCUACGAGCACUUCGACGCCGCCAUGUUCGCCGCGCUCACCCCCGUGCUGUGGGGCGCCUUCAUGUGCAUCGCGCACUGGUGCAUCUGUUAUGACUACGCCGGCAUAGGCUCGUUGUUGGUAGAAUCACCAAUGUUUAAGUUCUUCAACAAAAUCGCUUACGCCGUCUACCUCACCCAGUUCCCAGUGUUCUUCUAUAAUGUGGGCAUUCAGAGACAUUCCGAACACUAUACGCCCUUCUUACUGAUCCACGUCCCAGAAAUGGCCGCAGUAUUUCUAGUUUCAAUCAUGGCCACAGUCACCAUCGAGAUGCCCUUCAACCAAGUGUAUAGGAUAUAUUUUGGAAAAUCACAAACGAAAUUAAAAGACAAAUGAGAAAACAUAAGAUAUGACUGAAUUAUAAAUAAAUGUGUGAAUGGAACAUCACGUAUAAUUAGUUUGUAUUGUUUGACUGUUUUGUACGAUAUUUUAUAAGUGUAGGACAAAUUGUUUAAUGUAAGAAAAAUAAAUUAAAGAAAUACAAAUGACGCUAA
Messenger RNA from Bicyclus anynana (squinting bush brown), 2346 nucleotides. It is a transcript of the gene drd, whose product is annotated as nose resistant to fluoxetine protein 6. The transcript is spliced from 12 exons. The coding region runs from base 104 to 2188 and encodes 694 amino acids. The record is from RefSeq and is a predicted model, not a curated record. Lineage: Eukaryota; Metazoa; Arthropoda; Insecta; Lepidoptera; Nymphalidae. Gene Ontology annotation, molecular function: acyltransferase activity, transferring groups other than amino-acyl groups.